Molecule: messenger RNA, 2168 nt
Organism: Sitophilus oryzae (rice weevil)
Lineage: Eukaryota; Metazoa; Arthropoda; Insecta; Coleoptera; Curculionidae
Gene: b
Product: cysteine sulfinic acid decarboxylase
Exons: 6
Coding region: 225-1862 (545 amino acids)
Biological process (GO): carboxylic acid metabolic process
Cellular component (GO): cytoplasm
Molecular function (GO): pyridoxal phosphate binding; carboxy-lyase activity
Source: RefSeq, a predicted model, not a curated record
CCGCAAAACGAUUUCCAUCGCCUUUUCACUCGAGGUGGGCGCCCAGUAGCCACCGAACACCGUUUUUAUUUUGGUUUUUGAAAGGGAUUCAGUCGAAGAAAUAUCGAGGAAUCACCGAAUUUAUCAACCAAAAAAAUUUUUUUUUUCGAUUUUUUGUUGGGGUUUUUCGUCAGUGUUUUUAUAGUGCUUUUUCUAGUGUUUUUUGGUGAUUUUACGGUACCAUCAUGCCCGCUAACAUUGAAGAUGUGACUCUUGAAGAUGGAGAGGUAUACAGUGAUACUUUAGGAUCAUCGGAAGACGAAGAAACAGCCUUUCUAUCGAAAAAACUCAACCAUUUAGCCUCCAACAUCGAUGACAAACCCGCCACUUUUGAAAGCACCUCCACCAAAAAAGACCACGAAACCUUCUUCCGAAGAUGCCUCGACAUCCUCUUGCAAGAAGCCGUCUUUGAAGGCACCUCCCGCAAGAACAAGGUCCUCGAGUUCCGCCAGCCCGAACAGCUAAUGAGUGAGUUCGAUUUCCAAGUGAACCCCGACGGAGAAACUCACGAGGAACUCAUUCAGCACCUGAGAAACGUUAUAAAAUACUCGGUGAAAACUGGACAUCCUUAUUUCGUCAAUCAGCUGUUCUCUGCUAUAGAUCCCUAUGGUUUGGUCGGUCAGAUACUGACAGAUGCCUUGAAUCCCAGUGCCUACACGUAUGAAGUUGCUCCGGUGGUUAUUUUGAUGGAAGAAACUGUGUUGAAGGAGAUGAGACAGGUUGUGGGAUGGAAAAAUGGAGAGGGUGAUGGGAUUUUUUGUCCUGGAGGGUCGAUAGCCAAUGGAUAUGCUAUUAGUUGUGCCAGGCACUAUUUCUAUCCAGAAGUUAAGACCAAAGGACUUCAUGGCAUGAAAAAACUGGCUGUUUUCACCUCAGAAGACGCUCACUACUCUAUAAAGAAACUAGCCUCGUUUUUAGGACUGGGUACUGAAAACGUCCAUCUAGUUAAAACAGACUCCAUAGGGAAAAUGGACCCAGAACACUUAGAACAGCUCAUCAAAAAAUCUAUUGAUGAUGGUAGUGCUCCGUUUAUUGUAUCGGCCACUGCGGGUACCACAGUAUUGGGAGCCUUUGACCCUAUAGAAAAACUGGCAGAUAUCUGUGAGAAAUACAAGCUGUGGCUUCACGUGGAUGCAGCAUGGGGUGGAGGAGCCUUAGUCUCGAAGAAGCAUAGGAAACUCCUUAAAGGAAUUGAAAGAGCUGACUCAGUGACAUGGAAUCCCCACAAACUGCUCACAGCACCUCAGCAAUGUUCUACGUUCCUCGUGAAGCACGAAAAAGUUCUUUCAGAAGCACAUUCAGCAAAUGCAGCAUAUUUGUUCCAAAAAGACAAGUUCUACGAUACAAAAUAUGAUACAGGUGACAAGCAUAUACAGUGUGGCAGAAGAGCCGAUGUCCUCAAGUUCUGGUACAUGUGGAAGGCUAAAGGAACGAAAGGAUUUGAAAACCACAUAGACAAAACCUUCGACAACGCAAACCACUUCCUCAACAUCAUAAAAGAACGACCUGGCUUUGAACUGGUACUACCCGAACCCGAAUGCACCAACAUCUGCUUCUGGUACGUACCACCAAGCCUCAGAACCUACCAGAAAGAAAACUUCAACUCCACUGUACAAAACGAUGAAGAAUUCAAGCUGAAACUUCAUUCAGUAGCACCCAAAAUUAAGGAAAGAAUGAUGAAGGAAGGUACCAUGAUGGUAACGUACCAAACCCACAAAAGCAAGCCCAAUUUCUUCAGGAUAGUGUUCCAAAGUUCGGGGUUGGAUAGAAAUGAUAUGCUCCAUCUUGUUAGAGAGUUUGAAAGAUUGGGUGAGGAUCUUUGAAGUUAAAAAAAGGGUAUUUUAGACAAGUUUUUUUUCUCUAAAAUAUUGAAAAUUGUUGGUUCUGAUUUGGUAGAAGAAAUGUAUACCCAGAAAUUUGUUAAAAAUAUCACGCAUCACACAUUGUAUGUUUUAUCAUAGAUACAAAAAGUGGUAGGUAUAUAAAUUUGACUGUUAAACCAAAAAGUAUUGGAUAUACAACACUAAAAAAUUUUAAUUACUAUUUUUAUAACUGUAUUCUGUGCUUGAAGUGCCUAAGAUACAAAAAAAAACGGCGUCCAGUUGGCUUGGAAAUGAAUAUCGAUGACA